CUGAGGUGGCAGGACGUGUGCUUGGGCGCAUUGACCUUUUCGCGCUUCCCGCCAAGCUGAUUUUUGGCGGGAAGAGAGCGGGACAUGUCGGGCACCGUCUCCUUGGCUCGACGAAUGUUUUCGGUAACUGCGUGAGUGGCUCUACCUGUGUUCCUCGGCGGAUGGCGCAUUGGUGUGUCGCAGUUUCCCGUGCUUCUUCUGGACAAUGCGAUGUGUAGUGGUCCUCCUGGAGAGCGGAUAAAAUGGACUUCUACGCGGCCAAUUUUUACGGUGCCCCAUGGUGUACGUCCCGGCGAAAGGUCCUGUAUCGGGCCCAGUGGCAUGGAAAUUUCAACAGGGAAUGGUUGGACGGGAUUAGCAUGACGCCGGCUCCCUUUUCAAGACAUGUCUGUUCAGCCCUAACCGAAGGCCGAGCAUCGGGCCGGAGGACACCUGUGCCCAUUCGGAUCACCACCAGCAGCUACAAGUCGCCGUGCCACUGGGUUCGCUGCAGCGGAAAGCACAUUCCGCACAACGCCGUGGCCGGGGGCGAGGAAAAAGACGGCAAGUUCAAGUUGUUCGUGGCCCGCGCCGUGCACAAGGGCGACGUGCUGCCGGGAAAAGUGAUCCCUUCCCUGGGCACCUGUUUCGUGUCUUACAAUGGCCUCGAGGCGGAGUACACCGAUUACCAGGCACUUGUCUCCGACAAUGACAACCUGGCUUGGCUUCCGGGAUCCGGGGGCGGGGUGCCCGGUGGAGCCAUCCAGGGUGGCACUACGUCCGACGGCGAGCCGCUCUACAUCGGCCGCGUCCGUCUCGAAGACGGCCUGGUCAUCGGGAAGGUGCACCCUUCGAAACAAUGCAUGUACAUUCCCUACUACGAAAAAGAGUACAAGUACGACGACUACGAGGUGCUUGUCUGCAAGACGGUCAACUUCUGAGCAGACGUCGCGCGACGGUGGUUCGGCCAUUGACGUCAGCUAUGCUCACUGUGUACACGUUCCAGGUAGCACAAAAGAGAUACGUAACG
Dermacentor albipictus is the source of this 1009-nucleotide messenger RNA. Its product is annotated as natterin-4-like. Lineage: Eukaryota; Metazoa; Arthropoda; Arachnida; Ixodida; Ixodidae. The record is from RefSeq and is a predicted model, not a curated record.